CGCUGGUCUAUCAGGAACGCAGAAAGGCGAUGCCAACGAUUACUGCUCUUCCGGUCGCGUCAAUACACCAGAUUACCUCAAACCAAGUCGUUAUAUCCCUCGAGACAGCCGUGAAGGAACUUGUGGAGAACAGUCUCGAUGCUGGAGCAGGAAGCAUAGAGGUCAAGUUCAAGAACUAUGGAGUCAAGAGCGUGGAGGUCGUAGAUAAUGGGUCCGGAGUGGCAGAGGACGACUGGGAAAGCAUUGGUCUAAAACACCACACCUCAAAGUUGUCUUCCUUCGAUGACCUUGCAACUGUAUCAUCAUUUGGUUUUCGUGGAGAGGCCGUGUCAUCCCUGUGUGCAAUGUGCGAGCGUAUAACCGUAGCGACGCGUGCCGACGGUCCCAUAGGCGUCGUCCUUGAUCUUGACAAGACUGGGAAAAUAAAGACAAAGAAAAGGGCUGCGAGGCCGCGCGGAACGACACUAACACUUCUCAAUCUCUUUGCCCCACUGCCAGUUCGGAGAAAGGAGUUUGAGCGAAACGCCAAGCGAGAAUAUGGUAAAACAUUAUCCCUUCUUCAAGCAUACGCGUUAGUUCCGUGCACAAGGAAGAAUGGCGUCAGACUUCUUGUCAGUAACCAGAUCGAUAAAGGACAAAAAUCCACUCCCAUUCAAACUCAAGGCUUACCGUCAUUGCGAGCGUCUGUGAUUGCCCUCUGGGGCAGCAAGUCCCUUGAUGGUGUACAAGACUUAGACCUGUCUUUUUCGAUCCCCCGUGUUCAGGUUCGCAGACGGGGAAAGGCAAAGGAAGUUGAUUCAACGACGAGUGCUAUUGAAGUUUGCAUUCGUGGUCUAAUCUCAUCCCCUGGGUGUGGCAGGAGUAGCACCGAUAGGCAAUUCCUCUACGUUAACGGACGUCCCUGCGGAUUAGCCAAAAUACAGAAGACGAUCAACGAAGUAUAUCGCGCAUUUACACCCAAUCACAACACCGCUUCCCAGGCUCCUUUUGUUGUGGCCGAUUUCGAGAUACCCACUAGUACAAUUAGCGUUCUAUUCCUUCGAUGUGAUUUCGCUCACCUUCAGCCAAAGAUACCUAUGAUGUGAAUGUGACCCCCGAUAAGAGAUCACUCUUCUUGCAUAAUGAAGUUGCCGUAUUGGAGGGACUGAAGUUUUCUUUGUCCAUUCUGUCCAACAUUCCGGUAGUUAAGACUACAAACAUUUUUCAUGUCUAGAAGCUCCACGUACGAAGUCGAGAGCUCUGAACAAGGUAAUCCCGAACCAUCAACACAGACAAGCAGCUC
Molecule: messenger RNA, 1282 nt
Organism: Guyanagaster necrorhizus
Lineage: Eukaryota; Fungi; Basidiomycota; Agaricomycetes; Agaricales; Physalacriaceae
Exons: 7
Coding region: 30-1085 (351 amino acids)
Biological process (GO): mismatch repair
Cellular component (GO): MutLalpha complex
Molecular function (GO): ATP-dependent DNA damage sensor activity; ATP hydrolysis activity; mismatched DNA binding
Source: RefSeq, a predicted model, not a curated record